GGAGGCGUGUGUCUACCAAAGUGGAAAGUUACUCCAUGCUCGCUGAGGCCCGACCACCGCUGGCCUAAUUAGCAGUCUUUCCUCGACCUAAUUAGGGGACUAAACAUAGCGCGAAGCAGCCCCUGUCAUGUGGCGGGCCCCACUGUGGGAGCUAGGCAUUUGCACAUGCUCAUUGGCCAGACUAGAGAAAGCUUGUGAAGCAAAAUCCAACUCCCACGCAUGCAUCUGCACCACUCAGCGCUCACUCCCGCGGGGAGACAGCCAUCACGCCUUCGCUCUGUCGCUUCUGCAUGUUGCGCCCAUGCCAGUGUGCCGCGUCACACGAGAAACUUACAAUUCGCGUAGCUCGGAAAUGCGCACCAACCGACCUGCCCCCUUGGGUAGACCAUGCUCUCUGUCUUCUCGUCGGUCUAGCUGCUCGGUCAUUGAGUCCCGCAGUGGAAAUGAUCACGACAAUUGCAAGGUCGAAUUAGGCCAGCUCCAGUCUGCAUGACCCCUCUCUUCUGCCCCAGCGUUCUGGCCGCAGGUUGCACGAACGAAUAGCUUCGAGAAACAGCCGCAUAUUGCGGUGCCACGAGUCACCAACCACUUGUCGGUCGACAGCCGAAGCAGGAACCAACCUCAUGCUGUCACGCUCCACGACAUUGAACACGUUCAUUCAACGCUCCACAUGCAGCUCACAUCUA
Didymella exigua CBS 183.55 is the source of this 686-nucleotide messenger RNA. RefSeq lists its product as uncharacterized. The transcript has a single exon. NCBI's taxonomy places the organism in Eukaryota, Fungi, Ascomycota, Dothideomycetes, Pleosporales, Didymellaceae. Bases 128 to 493 code for a protein of 121 amino acids. The record is from RefSeq and is a predicted model, not a curated record.